GCAAAGCAUUUUUCGAUCGAUUUGAAAGUAUAUAAAUGGUAGGAAUACUACUAUUCUUAAAUUAUUGAUAUGGCAAGUUAGUAAUAUGAAUGAUUUAAGUAAAAGUAAGAUGAUAAUGUUAGAUUUAUAUGAUAUAUUAAGAGUGAUGUAAUAAUUAGAAGGUGAAUUGUUUAAGAUUUUAUAAAAAUGGAUGUGAUGUGGAUAAAUGGAUUAGGCUAUUUUUAAAGAUUAUUUAAUAAGAUGUAGGAGAAUAAUAAGAAUAUUAAUGAAAAGAGUUAAUUUUGUAUUAGAUAAAGAUUAUAAUAGGAAAUAAUAAAUAAUAAAUAAUAAAGGAGUAUAAAUGAGCAAUGGUAGUUUGUGAAAAUAAAAGUAGUGUUUUUUAUAGGUCGUAAUGAUUUAGUGAAUUCAAAAUAGAUGGGCUCAGUAAAUAAUAUAGAGUUAGAAGCAAGAAUAGUAAAAAUAUUUGGAUAAUUUCGAUCAUUCUUUUUAAAAGGAGAGAAGUAUUAAAAUCAAUAAUUAUAGAGAUGAGAUUUGGGUUUUUGGAGAGAAUUAAUAUGGAUAAUUGGGUUUAGGAAUGAUUUGUGAUGUACAAAAGAAACCAUUAAAAUUAGAAUAGAAUUAUAAGUUGAUAUCAUGUUCAGAGAGUUAUGGAUAUGGUUAUGAUGAUGAUGAUAGAUUAUAUUGUUGGGGAGAUACAAAGUUUAAUUGUUUAUAAUAAUAGUAGAAAGGUAAAUGUUUAGGAGUGAGAGGGGUAAGUUAAUUGAAUGCUUAGAAUGAACGUUUUUAUUAUAUAUCAGAAGGUAAUUUAUAUGGAUAAGGAUUUACAAAUAUAUUGGGAAUUAGAAUGAAUAAAGUUUCAAUAGGAAAUGCAGUAUUGAUAAUGAAUAAGGUGAAGAAAAUAGCAUGUUCAAACACACAUGCAUUAAUAUUGGAUGAAAAGAAUUAAGUUUAUUCUUGGGGGAAUGGUAAGAAUGGGGAAUUAGGAUUAUAAAUGAGUGAUUAUUCUUACAAUACAUUAGUUUAAUGUCCAACAAGAAUAAUUUAAUUACAAGAUAUUUCAGAUGUUUAAUGUGGCAUUAGUUAUAGUUUAGUAUUAAAUUAUGAAGGAGUAAUGUAUGAAUGGGGAAAUGGAUUGAAAUCUAUGAGUUUUGAAGAUGCAUUGAAAAUUAAGUAAGUAUAUGUAUCUAAUAAUUAUUGUAAUAUACGUAAAAUAGAAGUAUCAUUAAAAUAAGCAGCAUGUGUUGAUUAAGUUGGUCGUUUAUAUUAAUGGAAUCAUUCAAAUGCCAUACCAUCAUAUGUUAAUACAGAAAUCAGAUGUGAAUAAUUUAUUUGUGGAGAUAAUAUUGUUUUAUUUAUUGCUAAUUAAUAAGCGAAUCAAGUAUCUCAACAUUUUAAAUAAUAAAUUAAAGAUAAAGUUUUAAAAUAUAAAUAAUAUGUCGAACUCAAAAAUAAUAAAAUUAGAAAUAUCUAUUAUGAUGAUAAUAAAAAAACAAAGUGUCUUUAAGAAAUUAAUUCUAGAAUUUUAGAAUAAUAAGUUAAGUAAAUGAAACCUGAAGAUUUCUUAUUUACAAGAUUGUAAAGAAAACAACCUAUGUAUAUUUAAUAAAUAAAAAGAAGAAGCACUAUUUAAUUUCCUGAUACUUCUACAGAAACAAAUAAAUCUAUAAACAAAAAGAGAUCUAGUACAAUCAGAUUAGAAUAAUCUUAAUAAUUAAUCCCUACUCUCAUUUAAACAAAUAAACCACAUGAUAAAAUUAAAUAAUCAUAAAAAGAAAUUAAAGAUAUUAAAGAUUAAUGGUAACUCUUUAGAAAACUUUCUUUAGAUUCUAAUUCAGCUCCACUAUUUAAAACUAAGAUACCUUUACAUAUACUCAAUACUAAAUUAUAUUAAGCUAUUGAAAUUGAUAAAGUUUCAGAUCUCAUUCUAGAAUCAGAAAGAUUAAAUCCAUUAUAUAUACCUUAUUCUUCUCAUAUUAUUAGAUCCUAAUCCAUUUCAUAAUCAAAUAAAUAAUAAUAAUAAUAAUAAUAAUAAUAAUAAUAAUCAAAUACAUAAAGAUAAUCACGUUCAAUUACUAAAUCUCAAACUCUUACUGAAUAAACAUCAAUUAUUAAAUCAUAAUAAAAUACAUAGUAAAAUUAAUCUCUCCAUACUUAGAAUUAAAAUGAAUUUAUUCAAGAUCCUAAUAUCAUGAAAUAUGAGUAUGUCAAAAGAAUUCAUAAUGGAUUUCAUGAAAAAUUACUAAUGGAUAAUCUAAUGACUAAAGAACAAUGUUUCUUACCUAUCAAAUGGAAACGAUUAAAAGAUGAUACUAAAAUAUAUUAAACCAAAUAUCAAAAAAUGCAAGAAAGAUUACUCCAAAAAUAAAGAGAAGCAAAAUAAUUGAUCAAAAUAAAUGACGCAUGA
Messenger RNA from Paramecium sonneborni, 2404 nucleotides. The record is from the annotation of a GenBank genome assembly. Lineage: Eukaryota; Ciliophora; Oligohymenophorea; Peniculida; Parameciidae.